Messenger RNA from Phlebotomus argentipes, 3175 nucleotides. RefSeq names its product polycomb protein Scm (gene Scm). The transcript has 4 exons. Lineage: Eukaryota; Metazoa; Arthropoda; Insecta; Diptera; Psychodidae. The coding region runs from base 167 to 2158 and encodes 663 amino acids. Gene Ontology annotation, biological process: regulation of DNA-templated transcription. Gene Ontology annotation, cellular component: nucleus. Gene Ontology annotation, molecular function: protein binding; zinc ion binding. The record is from RefSeq and is a predicted model, not a curated record.
GAAUAUUGAAAGAACGCUAUUGCUUGUGAAGUGGUUUUCCGUCAAAUUGCAUCGCAAUAGUGAGAUUUUUGGCAAUCCAGUGAACUCUCUAAACACUCUGCAACAUCGUGCGCGUAGCACGAGAUGAUAGCAUUCACAAACACACGGAAAAUAGCGUGAAAUGUGAAUGAUGUCGAAUGACAGUGAGACCAGUUCGUCAACAAAUCGCAGCAGUCCGCCCGCCACUGCGCCAAGCAAAAGCCGCGGUCCGGGAAGACCCAAGAAACCCCCUAUGAGUCCGUGCACAUGGUGUGCCGAGACGAAGAUACAGUUGAAGUAUGUGCUGCCCACGCAGAAUGGGAAGAAGGAGUUCUGCUCUGAGCUGUGCAUCACGGAGUUCCGGAAGGCGUACAGCAAGGGUGCCUGUAUACAGUGCGACAACGUGAUUCGGGAUAAUGCGCCCCAUCGGGACUUCUGUUCCAACUUCUGCAUGAAUAAGCACUCGAAGAAGCUGUCCGCCAACGGCGGCUCGAGUCAGUCGCAUAGCAAUAACAACAACAUUGAGAACAUAAACGACAGCAAUGGGAACAACGUCAACCACGAUGACCGGACGAGUCCCAUAAGUCAGUCGGGACCAUUCCAGUAUGAGCCGCUGCGCGUCUUCAACUGGGAUGAGUAUCUGAAGAAAACCGGAAGUGUAGCUGCGCCUUCUGAGUGCUUCAAGCAGGCUCCCAAUCCGCCGAUCAACGACUUCAAGAUGGGCAUGAAGCUAGAGGCUCUGGACCCGCGCAAUGUCACUUCCAUCUGCAUAGCAACAGUCGUGGGUGUUUUGGGGGCACGCCUGAGGCUCCGCCUUGACGGCAGUGAUAACAAGAAUGACUUCUGGCGCCUCGUGGACUCGGAUGAAAUCCACCCGAUUGGCCAUUGUGAGAAGAACGGCGGAAUGCUGCAGCCUCCGCUGGGCUUCCUGCUCAACGCUAGCACUUGGCCCACGUUCCUGUGCAAGACACUCAAUGGCGCCACGACGGCGCCUGAGGAGAUUUUUCAACGUGAGCCGCGCACGCCGCGCGUGAAUGCCUUCAAAGUGGGACAGAAGCUCGAAGCGGUGGACAAGAAGAAUCCUCAGCUCAUCUGCUGUGCCACUGUCGAUGCGGUGAAGGACGAUCAGAUUCAUGUGACCUUCGAUGGGUGGCGAGGAGCGUUCGACUAUUGGUGUCGCUACGAUUCCCGUGACAUCUUUCCCGUUGGCUGGUGUGCCAAGAGUUGCCACCCAAUUCAGCCGCCCGGACAGAAGAACAAGUUCGACUCGACGUCCAAGGGUAAGCACACGAAGCGCUCCAGCGUCGCGCUCGCCGAUGUGGACGCCAUGACGCCGACCAAGCCCGUGACUGUGCACUUUCACACACGAUGCAAGGGCGGACCGUACAUUAACGGCUCGCGCUUGCCGCCGAAGCUGACGGCGCCCAGUCACUCGAUCCUUGCCAAGCUAUGCCUUGAGGCGAUUCUCGCCGCCAGUUCCAACACGUCGCAGCUGUCGCAGCUCCUCUUCGCACUCGAAGGCGAGGUGCACAUCGUCACGGCGGCUGGGCAGAACUUCACAGUGAAGAUUCCCAGUUACUUGCGGAAGAAGGGCAACAGCGCCAUGGUGGAGUUCCUGGAGAUGCUGUGCACCACAGUGAAGAGCUGUGGCAACUUUAUAACACUGGAACCCGGGCCGGAGCACUGCUCCGCCUGCGCUGCGCCGCUCAAGAGACCAGCAGAGACGGAGAGCACAGCGCCCGGGUCGAUGAGUCCCAAGAGGAGGCGCGUGGCUGAGCAGGAAACCGCCACGUCGACCACGACAAAUGACUCACCAAUUCCAUCCUCAUCAACAGGCACAUCUUCGUCACCUUGUUUAGCGGUGAACCAGCAGAAUUCAUCGGGAAGCCCUCAAAUGCCCACAUCUUCACCCAGUGAGUGGACGAUUGAGGAAGUCAUCGACUAUAUUGCCAUCACAGAUCCAGCUCUAGCCAUUCAUGCUGAUCUCUUCAGGAAGCACGAGAUUGAUGGAAAAGCCCUGCUUCUGCUGAACUCAGACAUGAUGAUGAAGUACAUGGGAUUGAAAUUAGGACCAGCUUUAAAGAUUUGCAAUUUGGUGACACGAGUGAAGGGCAGAAGACCGCUGAGCUUCAAAGAGUAGAUCUCUUGACGCGAAAGAGAGUGAUGCUGUGGAAAAUACACAUCUCGUCAAUGAACAGAGCAAGGAUUUUCUGAUUUUAUUUCAUCGUCAUUUCUUAGUUUCUUGUGAUAUAAUUCACAUCAAAUGCAAUGGAGGUUUGAGAGUGAGUCCGGUGGGAGUUUUCUUUCUUGUAACUUGUGAUUAUUAUUACUUUCUGUACGGAGCUUUGCUUCUUAAGUUUUUAAAGUACGGACAAUAAUGUAGUAAUUUUUGUCCGGAAUAUGAAGAAUACGUAAUUUGUGUUUAGAAUGUAUUUUACAAUAAUUUUAGAAUCCGUGCAACGGCACUUUAUGGAAUACCUUUUAUUUAUUUGUCAUUUUAUGCAAUUCUAAUAUGGCAUAGAAUUAAGUUAUGAUUUUCCACUGCAUCACUUGAACUUCUGCAGAGGAAUUCAUCCCACUUUCACUUAAAGACGCUCUUUUCAGAACGACACAGUGUAACAAUAAGAAAAAUUCUAUAGAAAUUAGACAUCAAGUACACAAAAGCGAGCAAUAGAAAAUCCCCUUUUCCAUAGUAUUCACGAAAAGGUAUAAAGAAACUGUAAUCACACCUCAAAAGGCAUUAAGUAGAGUCGAUUUUUUGGGGGAGAAGCAGAGAAGAUAUGUUGUGCAUUGAUCUCUGAAUUCCUUGCGACAUAGAAGUGCGCGCGCUAUUGUUAAAUUUCAUGAAGAAUUUAAUGAGAUAUGUUAUUGAAUUGACACCCAGAAUGCAAGUGUAGCACAUUGUAACUCUUUUCCUGGCAAAGUUCGAGCCUCAUAAAAUAAGCAAGCAAGAGAAUCAAAUUGUGUUUUGCCUCAAAACAUCACGCAAUUCUUUCAAAAUACAUAAGUAAUUGAUUAAAAUGCAUGCUGUACUUUUUGUGUAUCAUAAUCUACUCUAUAAGGCAUAUUUUAGGGUAUAAUGAGAAUAUAAUUUGGACAGCGAGAAAUUUGUAAAUACAAAAGUUUGGAGAAGAAUUAUAUUAUCACCAUCAAUAAA